UCAGCCUAAAUGUUGUUGGUGUGCGCGGAGUGAAAAUAAAUCGAAGUAAUUUCCGAGCGCUGCAAAAUAAUGGAUCGCACUUUCUACGAAGGCUGGCUAAUUAAGUCGCCGCCCACCAAGCGCAUUUGGCGAGCACGCUGGAGGCGUCGCUGGUUCACGCUGAAGCAGGGCGAGAUACCGGAGCAGUUCUGCCUCGAAUACUACACCGACCACAACUGUCGCAAGCUGAAGGGCGUCAUCGAUUUGGAUCAAUGCGAACAGGUGGACUGCGGCCUGCGGCUGGAGAAUCGCAAGCAGAAGUUUCAGUACAUGUUUGACAUCAAGACGCCCAAGCGUACAUAUUAUUUGGCUGCCGAAACGGAGGCGGAUAUGCGCGAUUGGGUGAACUGCAUCUGCCAGGUGUGUCAUCUACACGAUACCAAGCAGUCGAAUGAGUUGCCAUUGGGAGCAGUGGGUGCAGAUGAAAACCGCACCCAGCACACGAGCUCCAGUGGCGGGCUGAGCAACUCCACUCAAAAUACGACCACCACUUCGCUGCACUCCUCCGCUGGAACCACAGCGGCCCAAGUUACUGGAGGAGCGGCCCAGCUGCGACGCACGGCGGUCAUUGAACAGCAACCGUUGCCCUCGCUGCCCGGCAACAACAACUCGGACUCGGUGUAUGUCAACACCGAGUACAGCAAUCGCGAGACGAUGCUCUGCGAUGCCAACUUUGACCAGCAGGAUCUGCUCUCGGCUGCCCAGCAGCAGCCGCCUCCAUCGCCGGCCACAGCGCUCUAUUUGAAUCACAGUGCUUUGAUCCAAGCUCAGGCAGCAGCCGCAGCCGCCGAGCAACAGCAGCAGGCUCGCUUAGCUGUAAACGCCAAUGGAGUGGUGCGUAAGCUACCCGAGCAUCUGGUGCUCACGCAACAAACCCUCGCGGAGGCUGCGGCCCAGCAACACAGCAGCGUACAGGCCUCGCCCGCUUUGAGCACCGCCUCCGGACCGUAUAUACCCAUCAGCGAGUGCUUCUCGGGCAGCCCGCGAUUCCUGCCCGGAAGUGGAACUCCCGGUGCCGAUGUAGCCAUACCAAACAACCCCACCACGCCGCUGAACAACUUGGACCCCAAGUUUUACGAUACGCCGCGAAGUCAUAACAACAUAGGUCUGAAUCUGACCAACGAUCAGUCGUACUCACCGAAGAUCACCAAUUUGAGUCUGCAACAAUUGGCCAGCACCAAUGCUAGUAAACAGCGUUCAGAUUCGGAUUCCGAGAGCGUUUUCACCGAUGACGACGAGUGGGCCCAUCCUUUGCCCCUGCGCGAGAAUGUGGAUCGCAGCACCCGACCCUCGGAUAGUUCCAUUGAGAACGAAUCCUUUGUGCUGACCUACUCGCAGCGUUUCUCUAAAAUGCCCGAGGAAGGUGGAGGAUCCAUAGUUCCUCCGACUGAUAAGCAUACCAAGCUACCGGGAGCCGCAUCUCUGGCAGAAGCUGGUGACCAAGGAACGCUGGACAAGCUGGCCAAGGUGCUGAAGAACAAAAAUAAUCUCAUAUUGGACUUCAAGGAGAAUGAAAAAAUUCCCCGAGAUCUGCCUCAACUGUCGGACACGGAAAACACUUCGCCGGCCAUUGUGGCCCGUCGCCAUGCCCACUCGGCCUUCAUCGAGGAAAGCUACGACAUUCCACGCUCCCACCAGCAACCGUACUACAAUGUCAACCAGCUGCUGGGCGAGCGACCUGUGACCAGUCCGCACAACUCGAAUCCCAUUGCGGCCUCCACACCGAAUCUCAUGGCCGCCGGCGAUUUGCCAACUGCCAUUUUGACUGCAGCGAAUCCCGGUGGCGCCGCAACGGCCAAUUCAUCGCCCACCAGUGCUCGAACGUUGCCCCGGCAUUGCUACACCAAUGCAGCGCCCACCAAGAUGGAGGGCAAUGUGUUUCGCUACGAUUUCAUGGAGCAGGCCGACUGCCCGCCGGUCAAUCGCAAGCUGAAGCCGAAAGGUGCGACGGGAGGAUUACCCUCCGUGGAGGACAAACCGCCGGAGGAAUUUCCGGCCAAGCCGCCGGUGGGCGUGGAGCAUUUAACCAGCAAACUGGGAGCGGCACAACUGCAGCAGCAGCCGAUUGGCCCGCCCAGUGUGGACAGAAAGUGCAAGCCGAAUGCCUACAAGUUGGGAACUUCGGUCACCAUGUCGCCGGCAACGCGACGCUCCUCGGGGGCCCCACUCUCCAUGGUGCUGCCGCAUGAAACGGAGAUCCAUUCGCCGGCUGCCAAUGCCUAUUUUCACGAGACCCGCACUCUGCCGCGCCAGCAGCAUCGGCAGCAGCAUCCCAACAGUCCCGGCAGCAUGUCGGUGCAACAUCAGCGCACCGCCUCGGCAGCGGCGGCCAUGGGAGCUUUAGCUGCUGCAUCAGCUGCAUCCAAGCAGCAACCAGCGGCGCAGGCUGAGCACAAGUUGCAAUAUUUCGAUCUGGAUGUGACUAACAAACCGCCUCUGCUGAAUAGAUCCAGCAUGAGUGUGGGUAAUUUGUACUCGCAGGGAGGAAACGCCGCCAGUGGAAUGCGACUGGCUGGCGUCGAGAGCGGAGGCGGAGCACGGGCGGCUCCGGUGCCGAGUAGCGUGGUCUACCGAUCGGUGGACUUUGUCAAGACGGAGGCAUUUAAGAGGAUUCGCGAGGAGCGCGAGAGCAGCGGCAACAAGUGAAUCGUAGAACACACAUGACAACGUGCAAUAAGGACAGAGGAUUCGAAAACUUUUGUAGUGCCUAUCGGGGAUC
Messenger RNA from Drosophila takahashii, 2758 nucleotides. It is a transcript of the gene dos, whose product is annotated as daughter of sevenless. The record is from RefSeq and is a predicted model, not a curated record. Gene Ontology annotation, cellular component: cytoplasm. Gene Ontology annotation, biological process: signal transduction. Gene Ontology annotation, molecular function: signaling adaptor activity. NCBI's taxonomy places the organism in Eukaryota, Metazoa, Arthropoda, Insecta, Diptera, Drosophilidae.